Messenger RNA from Malurus melanocephalus (red-backed fairy wren), 2510 nucleotides. RefSeq names its product UBX domain protein 6 (gene UBXN6). The coding region runs from base 125 to 1444 and encodes 439 amino acids. Gene Ontology annotation, cellular component: cytoplasm. Lineage: Eukaryota; Metazoa; Chordata; Aves; Passeriformes; Maluridae. The transcript has 11 exons. Gene Ontology annotation, molecular function: protein binding. The record is from RefSeq and is a predicted model, not a curated record.
UGACGGCGCGGGCGGGCCGGAAGCGCGGGGGGGGCGCGGUGGCCCCGCUCCCGUCCCGGUGCUCCCGGUGCUCCCGGCGCUCCCGGUGCUCCCCGUCCCGGCCCGGUCCCAGCCCGGCACCGCCAUGCGCAAGUUCUUCCAGGAGAUCAAGGCCGAUCUGAAGUUCAAGACGGCGGGGCCCGGGCAGAAGCUCUCGGAGCCGUCCCGGGCCCCCAAGGAGAAGCCCAAGGCCGAGGUGGCCCCGAAGCCCCGUCAGGCCCCGACGGAUGAAGCGCAGAAGGCGGCGGCCGCGGCGCUGGCCCGGCUGGAGCUGAAACCCAAGGGGAAGGCGCCGUGCUCGUCGCAGGAGGCCAUCAAGAACCAGGUGAAGAAAGAGCUGAUGGCCGAGGCAGCUGCCAGUGAAAAGGGGCUCUCCGUGGAGGAAAAGGAGCAGGAGGAGGAAGGGGCAGCUGCUCCCUCUGUUUCGGGGGUUUAUUUCAUCUGCCCCUUGACCGGUGAUGUUGUGAGGAAAGACCAGAAGGAAAAGCACCUUCGAGAAGCCAUCCARGCAUAUUUCUCCGUGGACCCAGUGGCUGCUUCCAUCAUGGAGAUCCACACCUUCAAUAAGGAUCGGGACAAGGUCCGGCUGUGCGUGGAGACCAUGGCCAAGUACCUGGAUAACAUCUAUCUCCAUCCAGAGGAGGAGAAAUACCGGAAAAUCAAAUUGCAGAACAAGGUGUUUCAGGAAAGGAUAAGCUGCUUGGAAGGGACGCACAAAUUUUUCCAGGCUGUCGGGUUUGAGACAAAAACGCUGUCUGUUCCAGAGCAAGACAGCACGGAGGAGUACUACGUGCUGAAGGAGGAGAUGCUGAGCAGGCUGGAGGAGCUGAAGGAGCACAAGGAGCAGCUGCUGAGCUCGGAGCCCGUGCGGGCGCAGCUGCACCGGCAGCUCACCGUGUUCCAGCCUUCGGCCUCCGGAGCUGCCGCGCGCUUCGAGCUGCCCCACGACUUCUUCAACCUCACGGCCGAGGAGCUGCGCAGGGAGCAGCGGCUCCGGACUGAGGCGGUGGAGAAGGCGUCCAUGCUGAGAACCAGGGCCAUGCGCGAGAAGGAGGAGCAGAGGGAGAUGAGGAAAUACAACUACACCUUGCUCCGGGUGCGCUUUCCCGAUGGAUACAUCCUGCAAGGGACUUUUUAUGCUCGAGAAUCGGUCUCUGCACUCUACAAAUUUGUGAGAGAAGCCCUCAAAGAGGACUGGCUGCCCUUUGAGCUCCUGGCACCCGGAGGUGUCAAACUGACUGAUGAGAACUUGGCCUUCAAUGAAUGUGGGUUGGUGCCCUCGGCCUUGCUAAGCCUGGCCUGGGAUGCUGCAGUCAUGGCCGAUGUGGAGGCAGCGGCGGCGGCGGAGGAGCAGUGCAGCGCCCUGAAAGCAGARCUGCUGGCCGGGGUGCAGACUCUCUCCUGAAAUAAAGGGCACUGCUGGCCGUGCUGCUGGGGUGAGACUCUUCCCUCCUUUUCCCAAGACUGCUGCUGGAGCUCCGGGAGCUCAGAGGUGGYGUUGGUUGAGCUCUGCAGAGGGGGCUGCACCCUGCUGUCCCCUCCCAGCUCCCAGUGGCACUGAGGAGCUUUCGACACCAAAUUGGAGCAGGGGCUGCCUGAGGUGGUGCCAAGGCAGAGGUGGCACUGGGGUUAGGUGCUGKUAGGCUGGAGUACCAAGCUGAGCCUGGCUGUGGGGCUGGGUUUAGGACUCAGCUUCCCUUUUUGCUUCUGUGUGCACUGUAACUCCUACUGGAGAGACCCUACUGGGGUAAAGUUAUACUUAGGCUGAUUAAACAGAAUUAUUUAAAGAUCAGUUCCGAUCCCAGUUCUUUCAGUUGCAUUGGUGUCAGGUUUGAGAUGCCAAACCAGUCCGAGCUGGGGCUGGUACUGGUGUUAGUGGGGCAGCAUCACAGCCCUUGUCCCUUCACAGCUAACAGCUACUGCUGCUGCCCAUGGGGGAGAUAAGAAACCCCCAAUAACUGACAAUCCUUAAAAGAACGAACUCAUAACUCACCAGCCCUAUAACGUUAAAAGCCCCAACAAGUCUUGUCUGUGUUUCAUCAAAUCUGAUGCCAAUUCAGUUCUUUACACCUCAGUUUUUCUGUGGGACAGAGCCCAGCUCUGAUGCAGACAGAACACUGAUCAUCUACCCCUGACCUGGAACUCAGCCUGUCCCAAAAUAAAGAGAAACGAUGCAUUUUCCCUUUUUCCAAWGGUAAAGCCCUGCUGCUGUUCUCUGGAGCAAGUAAGACCACAAACAGGAUGGUACAAGAGCAUAAAUUCAUAUAUAAUUGUACAUCAUUUAUACCCAAGGCCACGCUGUACAACAUUAUCAACAGUCAUUCCCCAGUGGCAUCACAAUAAGCUUAUUCCAAAAUCCCUCAAGCUACUUUUAGAGAUAACUUAGAUACCUUCCAUUACAAAGAAGUAUCAACAUUUCAAUAAUGCUUUAUUAAGGACAGAUUAAUAUGCAGGGUUUUUUUYUUUUUUUU